AUGGGUGUCUCUAAUCUGAUGGCCCGGCUCAAGCCCCAGGCCGACCAGCCCGAACACCAGGAGCACUCCGAUACUCCUACUCCUGUCAGAGCCGACUCCAACCUGGAGAAGGAUAAUGUCAUGCUUGACGACAGCCCCGUCAAGUACCUGACAUGGCGGUCCUUCAUCCUGGGUUUGUGUGUCUCGAUGGGUGGCUUUAUCUUCGGUUACUCAACCGGUCAAAUUGCUGGCUUCACAACUAUGAAUGAUUUCAAGGUCCGCUUUGCGGAACAACAAGCUGAUGGAACAUACGCUUUCAGCAACGUGCGCAAUGGUUUGAUUGUCGGUCUGUUGUCCAUUGGUACUAUGAUUGGUGCCCUCGUCGCUGCUCCUAUCGCCGAUCGCAUUGGUCGCAAAUACUCUAUCUCCUUCUGGUCGGUGGUCCACAUGGUCGGUAUCAUCAUUCAGAUCGCUACCUCCGACAACUGGGUCCAAGUUGCUAUGGGUCGUUGGGUGGCCGGUCUGGGUGUCGGCGCUCUGUCCAGCAUCGUCCCCAUGUACCAGAGUGAGUCUGCUCCUCGCCAGGUCCGUGGUGCCAUGGUCAGCGCCUUCCAGCUGUUCGUUGCCUUCGGUAUCUUCAUCUCUUAUCUGGUCAACUUCGGUACCGAAUCCAUCAACGGUACCGCUUCCUGGCGGAUCACUAUGGGCAUCGGCUUCGCCUGGCCCUUGAUCCUGGGUGUUGGCACUUUGUUCCUUCCCGAGUCGCCCCGUUUUGCCUACCGUCAGGGCCGUGUCGAAGAAGCCCGUGAGGUUAUGUGCAAGCUUUACGGCGUCGGCUCUAACCACCGGUGUAUCGCCCAGGAGAUGAAGGACAUGAAGGACAAGCUCGAGGAGGAGAAGUCUGCCGGACAGGCUGGCUUUUUCGAAGUCUUCACUGGUCCCCGUAUGUUCUACCGUGUCAUGCUGGGAAUUGCUUUGCAGUCACUGCAGCAGCUUACUGGAGCCAACUUCCUCUUCUACUACGGUAACACCAUUUUCACUUCUACCGGUCUGAACAACAGCUACGUCACUCAAAUCAUUCUGGGUGCCGUCAACUUCGGCAUGACCCUUCCCGGUCUCUAUGUCGUUGAGCACUUCGGUCGUCGUAACAGUCUGAUGGUCGGUGCCACCUGGAUGUUCAUCUGCUUCAUGAUCUGGGCCUCCAUCGGUCACUUCGCCUUGGACUUAGAGAACCCUCCCAACACCCCUCAGGCUGGUACUGCUAUGAUUGUCUUCACUUGCUUCUUCAUCGUCGGCUUCGCCACUACCUGGGGACCUAUUGUGUGGGCUAUCUGUGGUGAGAUGUACCCUGCUCGCUACCGUGCCGUCUGCAUUGGUCUUGCCACUGCUGCCAACUGGACUUGGAACUUUUUGAUCUCUUUCUUCACCCCCUUCAUCUCUAGCGCUAUCGACUUUGCCUACGGUUACGUCUUCGCAGGCUGCUGCUUCGCUGCCGUGCUCGUCGUCUUCUUCUUCGUCAAUGAGACCCAGGGUCGUACCCUUGAGGAAGUCGACACCAUGUACGUCCUCCACGUCAAGCCCUGGAAGAGUGCCGGCUGGACGCCCCCGGAGGGCAUCGUCCGCGACCUCCACGGACCCCCCGCUUCCCCCAAGCAGGAGGGUCGGGCUGAGCACAGCGAGCCCGCCACCGAGAUCCGCGAGUAA
Messenger RNA from Aspergillus bombycis, 1683 nucleotides. RefSeq names its product sugar porter family MFS transporter. Gene Ontology annotation, cellular component: plasma membrane. Gene Ontology annotation, biological process: carbohydrate transport; transmembrane transport. Gene Ontology annotation, molecular function: carbohydrate:proton symporter activity. The record is from RefSeq and is a predicted model, not a curated record. Lineage: Eukaryota; Fungi; Ascomycota; Eurotiomycetes; Eurotiales; Aspergillaceae. Bases 1 to 1683 code for a protein of 560 amino acids. The transcript is spliced from 3 exons.